AGAGAGUUAAGGUUUCGAAUUUAAAAGGCUUGGAAAGCAUGGAGGUGGCGGCCUGCAAAAAGCGGAAGGAGGGCUUGACCGAGGGCAUCAUGGACUGAAAGGAACCUAAGGAAGCGAUUCUCGCACACAACAAAUAUGUGGCAAAUGGGAUCCGGGGCUUAUUUUGUGCUGUUUGCAUGGCUCACGCGAGUUUAUCGGAAGGAAAUUGAAAUUUCGGGAUAGACAUGUUCUUGCCCACCGGUUGAAAAUGGGUGCGCGACCAUCAUGUGCUCGCUCGAACGGAACGGCCAUUCUUAGCGUCGGUGAUGGGGGGUUCUGUUGGAAGACAGUGACUUGAUUCGGGAGGCAUUUUAAUAAAAGUCACGUUCUGAGGGGUCAUUGGACAAAAUCCAUCCAAUUUGUCUAUCAUUUAGAUUAAAAAAGAGGAGAAAUUAUUCUCCUUUUCUUCCAUUCCUUGCCGAUCCCGAUCAACCAAAGACUUAAUUCCUCAAAUACUAUCAACAAAUUCCUCUGAAUUCAUCACCUUCCAUUCCACUCCCAGCGAUGGUUUGAAUUUUUGAUUCCAUCGCUCGGACAACGCCAUUGUUUUCUCUACUCUACCGGACGAAGACUCCAGGAAAAAAGCAGAAUAUUCAAGCAGAAGCAAACCCCUCAACCACCAUUCAUGGCUUCCCCAGUCUUCCUCCUCCUCCUCAUCUUUCUCUCUCUCUCCUCCCUCUCCGCCGCGAGCUUCCACCGGACCAAGCUCCUCCGGUCGUCCUCCAUCUCCGAACCCGAAUCUGACAACUCCUCCACCGACUCCCCAACUCGCUUCUUUGAAGUCACCAAGCCCAUCGAGCUCCCCAACACCAAACCCUGCUCCUACCUCAUUUUACGGCACGAUUUCGCGUACACCUAUGGCAAGCCCCCAGUUCUCGCCAAUUACACCCCUCCAUCGACUUGUUAUUCGCAGAAAUUCGCAAAGAUCGUGCUCGAGUGGAGCGCCACUUGCAAAGGCAGGCAAUACGACCGGAUUUUCGGGGUUUGGCUUGGUGGGGUUGAGCUUCUCAGGAGCUGCACUGCCGAGCCGAGAGCUACAGGGAUUUUUUGGAGUGUCAAGAAGGACAUUACCAGGUAUUAUCCGUUGCUUAUGAAGAACAGUACUCUCGCUGUUUAUCUUGGCAAUGUUGUGGAUAGCACCUAUACAGGGGUUUACCAUGUCGAGAUAAAGUUUCAUUUUUACCCUGCUGACGAUGAGCAUUUGUUGGGGAAUGUGGGAAAUUCGAGGAAUUCGGUUCCUGGGCAUGGUUCGAAUGCGGAUUUGAUCUUGCCCAUUUCGAGAAACUUGCCGUUGAAUGAUGGGUUGUGGUUUGAAGUCGAGAAUGCUACUGAUAUUGAGACGAAGGAGUUUACUGUUCCCCUGAAUGUUUACAGGGCGGUGCUAGAGGUUUAUGUGUCUUUUCAUGAGGAUGAUGAGUUUUGGUAUGGGAACCUCCCCAAUGAGUAUAUUGAGGCCAAUGAUCUUACUGGGGUGGAUGGGAAUGGCCCUUUUAGGGAGGUUGUUGUGAGUCUCGACGGUGACAUAGUCGGUGCGGUUUGGCCUUUCACGGUGGUAUACACAGGAGGGAUCAAUCCUCUUUUGUGGAGGCCCAUCACCGGCAUUGGAUCAUUUAAUCUCCCUACAUAUGAUAUCGAGAUUACACCCUUUUUAGCAAAGAUAUUAGAUGGAAAGCUCCACGAAUUUGGCUUCAGUGUCACGAAUGCUUUGAAUGUGUGGUACAUUGACGCGAAUCUGCAUCUUUGGCUGGAUGAUAUGAGCACAAAAACUGCAGGGGAGCUUCUGACCUACCAGUGCACGCCUCUAGUUGUUUCUUCAGUGUUGGAUUUUAAGGGCUUAGAUGGUAAGUUUUUGAUUGGGGCAAACCGGUCCAUAUUGUCCAGUGGAUGGGUGCAGUCAUCUUAUGGGAAAAUCAUGACCACUUGGAAGCAAGAAUUCAAUUACAGUAACGUGAUGGUCAUGGGGAAUGAUGGGAAUCUGCAAAUUAUUAAUCAGCUUAUCCAUUUCAAUGACAGCGUCGAUGCCAAGAGCCUGGACUCCACCCUUGCAUCCAUCCGAGUGUACAGAGAUUUCCCGCUGUAUUUAUACUCCGACUAUGUGGAUCAAGGAAAUGACACUUACUUAUCUAUUGCGAACCUCACGUUUACUUUUAAUGAGAAAAGGGAUAAGGAUUCUGGCUUCAAGCUCUCGAGUUGUUCGCUCAACAAUAUGCAGAAAGGGCAGGGUUACAUGACCGUGAAGAAUGACUUGGUAGUCAGUGGGAUAGCCAGUACUCAAGAAGUGUACAAGUAUGACGGCAGUGUACUCUGCUACUUCAGAAAUGUGAGUAGCUCAAAUUACACAAUUCUUUAUGAUGACAUCGUCAAAGGAUGUGAGGAAGGAGCAGAGUCUCGUUAUGCAUCCGGAUCCAACAUAUGGUGGCCUUCUCGAACUCAGAGGGUUUAUCAGAUUUAACCACAUAGGGAUGCCUUAAAACUUCCUGUCAUCUCAUCUCUUAGCUUGUUUAUGUACCCAAAAUGAAGAUCAUCAAAAAUCGGCAUAUACGUCGUCAAGCACUCUUGUGGGUGUUCAUUGGAGCUCUUGUCAAAAUUCCAAGCUUGAUUUUCUUUUCCUUAAUAGAGUAACCGUAUAGGGUAGUUUCAUUUCUGUGGCUCUUUACAUAUCGUGAAUUUUUCAACUGAGCAGGUAUGAGAUUCAACUAUGCAAUUUCGAUUCAGAUA
Messenger RNA from Eucalyptus grandis, 2757 nucleotides. RefSeq names its product peptide-N4-(N-acetyl-beta-glucosaminyl)asparagine amidase A. The record is from RefSeq and is a predicted model, not a curated record. The transcript has 2 exons. NCBI's taxonomy places the organism in Eukaryota, Viridiplantae, Streptophyta, Magnoliopsida, Myrtales, Myrtaceae. Gene Ontology annotation, cellular component: vacuole. The coding region runs from base 665 to 2491 and encodes 608 amino acids.